Trachymyrmex cornetzi is the source of this 2588-nucleotide messenger RNA. It is a transcript of the gene La, whose product is annotated as La autoantigen-like. The record is from RefSeq and is a predicted model, not a curated record. The annotation marks the transcript as partial. Gene Ontology annotation, biological process: tRNA processing; positive regulation of translation. NCBI's taxonomy places the organism in Eukaryota, Metazoa, Arthropoda, Insecta, Hymenoptera, Formicidae. Gene Ontology annotation, cellular component: cytoplasmic stress granule; ribonucleoprotein complex; cytosol. The transcript is spliced from 7 exons. Gene Ontology annotation, molecular function: mRNA binding.
GAAACAAAGGAAGAAAUAAGGGAAGAGGUAAAGGAAAAGAUAAAGGAAGAGAUAAAGGAAGAGGUAAAAGUUGACGAUGAUCACUUAAAUGGUGAUUCUGCCGCCGAGAUCAACAAGAUCACAGAGGCUAUCGUCGAGGUUAGUAACACGCCGCCUGUUGACGCCAUCGACGAAAAGGCGGAACAAGAAGAGACAAAAGAGAAUGGAAAAGAUGCGGAAGAACCAUCUGAAGUUCUUUUGGCGAAGAUUAAAACACAAAUAGAGUACUAUUUUGGCAAUGUAAAUAUGCAGAGGGACAAAUUUCUCAUUGAACAAACAAAACUGGACGAAGGCUGGAUUCCAAUGACUAUCAUGUUAAACUUUAAAAUGCUGGCUUCUCUCAGCAAAGAUGUCGAUGUAAUUCUGAAAGCGUUGGAAACCAGCGAUCUCAUGGAGAUAUCUGAGGACAAGAAAAAGAUACGUCGCUCUCCAAAGUAUCCCCUACCAGAGUACAAUGAAGGAUAUAGGAAAGCUCAGGAAGCUCGAACAGUUUAUGUCAAAGGCUUUCCGUGCAAUGACACAACUAUUGACAAAUUGAAAGUCUUUUUUGAACCGUACAAGCCAUUUGAAACGAUUGUGAUGAGGAAAUAUCAAGAUAAAGAUAAAGUUCUUAAGUUUAAAGGAUCUGUUUUUGUCCAGUUUGAAACUUUUGAUAUCGCUAAAGCAUUUAUGAAUACAGAAUCUAUUAAAUAUCAAGAUACUGAGUUAAUAAGGAAGUGGGCUGCGGAUUAUUAUGCAGAAAAAGCACAAGAGAAGGAAGAACGUAGGAAAAAGAAAGAAAAACCAAAGAGAUCAACUACAGAGGAAACAAAGGAGAUCGAAGAUGACGAAACAGAGCAAACAUCUGCAGGAACAGAUAAUAAAUUGCCAAAAGGUUCAAUUAUUUACUUUUCUGGUGUUUCCAAGACAUGUACAAGAGAAGAUGUCAAGGAAUGUUUAGACAAAUUCGAUGCUGAUAUUGCAUAUAUCGAUUUCCAAAGGGGACAAACGGAAGGUUGGGUACGUUUGCAGGGAGAAAAUGCUGCCAAACCUUUGUUAGAAAAGACGAAUGAAGGCAAGGUGGUAAUCCAAGAUGUUGAAGUUACCUGUAAAAUGCUCGAGGGUGAGGAAGAAGACAAAUACCUCGCUAAAGCGAUGGAAGAUAUAGUAGCUUCAAAGAACAAAUACAAUAAAUCCAAGCGAGGCGCUAAGAAAGGACGUGGCGCACGGGGUUCGAAAAAGAGAGGUAACAGUCCCUCGCACGAUACAGUUCCUGCUAAGAAAAGAGCUAUCGAAUAAGAUUGAUUUAUCCUGAAACCUUCAAAGUUACAUAGUGUAUAUUACACUUUAUUUUCAUUGCAUUAACGAAUUACAUAGAGAAAAGGAAAUGUUAAAUUAUGUCUAGCAUAAUUUAUCAUAUUUGAAACUGAUUUGCUUUAAACUUUUCGUUACAUUAUCUUUUCAUGUAUAUUAUUUUAAAUACUUUGAAAAUAUAGCUUCGUCUAUAUUUAGUUAGAUGCGUGCGUUAUGUUUAAUUAUUUAACAUUUCACCGACACUGACCUAAAAUUUAAAAGAUGAUAUGAUAAUUUUGCCACUUGACGGACGAUUAACAAACAAAAAUCGCCAUAUAUUUUUAUAAAUUGGCAUUUAUUGUUGUACAGUGAAAUUUACAAAUUGGUUUUUUUCUCUAGACUAUAACACGUAUUUAAAUUUCACUGUCGUUUUACGUGCGUCAAUACUACCUUCACGCAAGUAUCACAACGUGUUAAAGAUCAUAUCAUUCGCGAACAGUUACUUUGAAAAAUUAUACGUAAUGACGUAUGUACGUACUUAAAACUAUUGUAAUCGGCAAUAUGAUUUUACGCGACACGGAGUCUGUGCAUAUUACGCUACAUGGUAUUUAAUUACAGCUUUACGGUCUUACAUUAUAUUGAUACAUAUGUAUAGUUUCAUGUGCCGAGGAAUCGUACGUAUCGAUUAGAUGAAUCUUAUUUCUUUAGACAGUCUCAAUAUUUAAUGAUUUUGAAACUCAUUCUAGGUGGAAAAAGAUAUUGUUUCUUUUUCUAAUUAAUGUAAGAUAACAGUUAAAUUGUUAGAAAAUUCAGUUCUUGUAUUAUUUGUUAUCGUUCUGUACGAAUAAAUUUCAGGUUUACAUUCCUUAUACCACAAUCUCAAUAAUCAAGAUAUAAAUGAUGAUAGAAACAUUUUAGUACGUAAAAACCUGUCAGUGGUUGUGUUUAUAUUUUCCGUUUUUCAUAUUGUUGUGCCUGAUUUUGUUAUAUUGAAUACUAGCAUAAUUAUAUUCCAUUCCAUUAUAUCCUGAGAAGCGCAUUUCAUUUUCGCGCGUGGACUGAUUUAGUUGCAUACAAUGACGAGGAUGAUUUUCAAAACUUGGUAUCUGUGUUGUGUAUAGCGGUCUCGGCGAUCUCAGGUCAUGAAUAUUAAUUCAGGAUUAAGAACUCUCUACAAAGACAAAAUGUAUCUCUGCAAACACGAGCGCGAUCACGUCUUAGGAUAUUGGUCGUGGAAGAGAGAGAGAGAGAGAGAGAGAGAGAGAGAGAGAGAGAGA